UCUAACGAUAAUUCUUAUUCAGUGAACAUCAAUGACUAUUAACAAAGAUUUGAAUUACGCUUUUACAACGAGCCGUCAAUGUAUGAAAUUAUUAGGCAUAUGGCCCGAUCCAAAUGUCCCUUUGAAUGUUUUUCGUCGACCAAAAAUAGAAUUCAUGCUUGCUACGUGUAUUAUGAGUGUUUAUGUAUUCACCCCACAAAUAAUAAAUACGAUCCGAGCUUGGGGUAAUAUAAGUCGAGUGGUGGAACUCUUUGUCACCGCUAAUUUUAGCAUGAUGUCAAUAGGCAAGAUGAUUAUAACCAGAUAUCACGGCGAGACCUUGUUUAAUUUGAAAGAACUUCGAUUGCUUAUUUCAUCGAUGAUGACUGAUUGGAUGACUUCCACGAGCAAUUGGGAACGAAACAUAAUGUUGAAGCUAGCAAAAACUGGUAGAAGGUUAAAUUUUGGAUAUUUCAUAGCUGCAAUCGGUACAAUUACAUUUGCUUUUUAUGUACGCCUUGAAAAUGUUUUACAAACCAUGCACCAGCCUCGACGAUACCUUCCCUACCGGUUUGAUUACAUUCAAAAAAGUCCAAAUUAUGAAAUCACCACUUUUAUACAAAUUUGCGGCGGUGCAUACGCAGUUCUCGGCAAUUAUAGCGUCGACAGCUUCAUCUCGAUACUCCUUUUGCAUAUAUGCGCACAAUUAAUAAAUCUACAAAUUACGCUCAACAAUUUGAUCGACAAAUUAGACAACAAAUCUAUAUCUUCUUUGACAUUUCGAAAAGGCCUAACUGCGAUCAUCAUACGACAUGAGCAUCUAAUAAGGGAUGCAAAGAUGAUCAACGAUUGCUACAGCUCAAUAUUAUUUGUGCACAUGCUAUGCGCUUCUUUGCAUUUAUGUCUUGUAACUUUUCAGAUUUUCACGAUGAUAACAGAUAAUUUUAAUAUUUCUAUUAUCAAAGUAAUAUUUCUCACGAUUUAUAUAUUUCUCGUGUUGACACAAUUAUAUGUUUAUUGUUAUGCCGCUGAAACACUCUCAACGGAGAGUAUUAAUAUGGCGUUCGGCGUGUAUAACUGCAAAUGGUAUAAUAUACCGGCGAAAGAUGCGAAAGAUUUGAUGUUCAUCGUAUAUCGAUCUGUGAUAUCUCUUAAAUUGACAGCUGGAAUAUUUGGAAAUUUUUCAGUAGAAUUGUUCGGAAUAGCGGUAAAAACGUCAAUGGGAUAUUUGUCUGCGUUACUAACAAUAAGAGAGUAAGGAAAAUAAUAUAUAAUUAAUUCUCUAUAUAACCGAUUAUAUCGACUUUCAAAUAAUACAAUUAAUAGACUUACAUGCACUUCCUGUAAUAUCAUUUCAAUUGAAUAAAUAUA
Molecule: messenger RNA, 1350 nt
Organism: Camponotus floridanus (Florida carpenter ant)
Lineage: Eukaryota; Metazoa; Arthropoda; Insecta; Hymenoptera; Formicidae
Product: odorant receptor 4-like
Exons: 7
Coding region: 32-1237 (401 amino acids)
Biological process (GO): sensory perception of smell; detection of chemical stimulus involved in sensory perception of smell
Cellular component (GO): plasma membrane
Molecular function (GO): odorant binding; olfactory receptor activity
Source: RefSeq, a predicted model, not a curated record